Molecule: messenger RNA, 1082 nt
Organism: Drosophila erecta
Lineage: Eukaryota; Metazoa; Arthropoda; Insecta; Diptera; Drosophilidae
Gene: Nubp1
Product: cytosolic Fe-S cluster assembly factor NUBP1 homolog
Exons: 1
Coding region: 96-1031 (311 amino acids)
Biological process (GO): iron-sulfur cluster assembly
Cellular component (GO): cytosol
Molecular function (GO): ATP binding; 4 iron, 4 sulfur cluster binding; ATP-dependent FeS chaperone activity
Source: RefSeq, a predicted model, not a curated record
UUGUUUGAAUUUGCGGUAUUACUUGGCCACACUGUUUCCUUGUUAUCAUUUCAUUUCACAAUUGGUUUACGGAAUUCUAACUAUAGCUAAGAGCCAUGCAGGCACCUCCUCCGGAACACUGUCCUGGCUUGGAAAGCGAGCAGGCGGGCAAGGCCAGCGCCUGUGCGGGCUGCCCCAACCAAGGAGUAUGCAGCGAUCCCAACAAGAAACUCGAAGAUCCCGGCAAGGCCUUGGUGGUCGAAUCCAUGAAAGAUGUCAAGCACAAGCUGCUGAUCCUGUCCGGAAAAGGAGGCGUGGGCAAGAGCACGGUGACCAGCUUGCUAACCCGCUAUCUGGCCAGGAGUAAUCCGGACAGCAACUUCGGCGUCCUUGAUAUCGACAUUUGCGGUCCAUCGCAACCGCGGUUGAUGGGCGCCUUGGGGGAGAGUGUCCACCAGUCCGGGUACGGUUGGUCACCAGUGGGAAUCGAAGACAAUGUGUGUCUGAUGUCCAUCGGAUUUCUUCUGGGCUCGGUGGAUGAUGCCAUUAUUUGGCGAGGCCCCAAAAAGAAUGGCAUGAUCAGGCAGUUCUUGAGCGAGGUGGACUGGGGAAAUCUGGAUCUCCUGCUGUUGGACACACCGCCUGGCACAUCCGAUGAGCACCUGUCCGUUGUUUCCUACCUGAAAGACGACACUAACCCGGAGUCCCUGUGCGCCGUGAUGGUGACCACCCCACAGGAGGUGUCACUGCUGGAUGUGCGCAAGGAGAUAAACUUUUGUAAAAAGCAAAAUAUCCCCAUUGUGGGCGUGAUCGAGAAUAUGAGCAGUUUCCGUUGCGGCAAUUGUGGAAAUAGCUCCGAAAUCUUUCCAGCCAAAACAGGAGGAGCUGCUGCCAUGUGCGCUGAAAUGGGAAUCCCGCUGUUGGGCUCUCUGCCCCUGGAUCAACAGAUAGCCAAAGCUUGCGAUUCUGGCGAGGACAUAACGGAGUUUAAAAACGUCACCACUGAGGCGCUGGACGGGAUUUGCUCAAAGAUUAUUGCUAGUUUUAGUUAGGAAUGUAAUGAAACCACUCAGUUUUGUAAUAAAGAAAAAUGCCUGUUUUAA